CUUGUGGGGAGCCGCCAGCCUGCCUACCUGUUGUUACCUGCUGAAGAACAGUAAUCAGAAGUCAGCAAAGCAGCAUCCAGUCUUCUUCCUCUUCCUUGUUUCUUUCUAAGUUCUAACUCCCACCCACCUGCAUAGAUUCUCUCACCCAUUGCCUUUGCCUUUGUCGGUCUCCAUCAACAAUUAUAUAUAUAGUUAUAUCAACCAUUCAUUCCCCUCCAUUUAUUAUUAACAAACAAAACGGUUAAUGAUUUCCCUCAUCUCACAAUAAUAAUAGCAAUUAAUAAUAAAAGGAUUUACUAAUUACCCUCUUUCUGAAUUUCUUUGUUAAGCAAAUCCCCACCCACCAUUGCUUUCUUUCAGAGGUCGAGGUGAGGUCACCACUAAUACACCUUCAUUAUUAAUAAUAAUGAAGUAAAGGAAGAAGAGAAAGAGAGAAGACUAUUCCUUCCUUUCUUUCUGCCCCGCGCCUUCAUUUUUCAUUUGUUGCCACUGGUUUUAGAUUUGUGCCGGCCAACCCAGAUCCCUCAACUCUUCUUUCUCCUCCUCCCACCGCGAUUCCGUCCGUCCUUCUAAUUCGAUUCUGAUGACAAUAACGAUAUACUUGGAUGAGGGGCAAAGUGUGAGGUGAAUUAAGCUAAACAGGCAAUUGUGGUUGUUUGAUGGGCAACACUUGCCGUGGAUCUUUCAAAGGCAAACUGUAUCAGGGCUACAAUCAGCCCGAGGAUCUAUCAGCGACUUCAACUUCCAGGCGCAACCCUUCUUCGGAUCACACCAGUUCUGAACAUUCCAAUUCCAGCUUCGCCACCCCUGAUUUCAUCACCACCCCUCCUAACCCCAACAACCAUAACAAUUUGCCCAUUGCCAGCCCCGCUAAGGAAGUCAGCACCAUGAGGCGCACAGCGGAUAAUCAAGCUUACUACGUUCUCGGCCACAGAACUCCCAACAUUCGCGACCUCUACAACUUGGGCCGCAAGUUGGGGCAGGGCCAAUUUGGCACUACUUACCUCUGCACCGAGAUUUCCUCGGGGAUCGAGUUCGCUUGCAAAUCGAUCUCCAAGAGGAAGUUGAUCUCCAGAGAAGAUGUAGAUGAUGUUCGCAGGGAGAUUCAGAUUAUGCACCAUUUGGCUGGUCACAAGAACAUUGUCACCAUCAAAGGUGCCUAUGAGGACCCUUUGUAUGUUCACAUUGUGAUGGAGCUUUGCUCUGGUGGCGAGCUGUUCGAUAGAAUCAUCCAGAGAGGGCAUUACAGCGAGAGGAAAGCCGCUGAGCUCACCAAGAUCAUUGCCAGUGUUGUCGAGGCCUGCCAUUCUCUUGGGGUUAUGCAUAGAGAUCUGAAGCCUGAAAAUUUCUUGUUGGUUAACAAGGACGAUGAUUUCUCUCUCAAGGCCAUCGAUUUUGGGCUCUCUGUGUUUUUCAAACCGGGUCAAAUUUUCACUGAUGUUGUUGGAAGUCCUUAUUAUGUUGCACCUGAGGUGCUUCUCAAGCAUUAUGGGCCAGAAGCUGAUGUAUGGACUGCUGGUGUCAUUCUGUACAUAUUGUUAAGUGGGGUGCCGCCAUUUUGGGCUGAGACGCAGCAAGGAAUAUUUGAUGCAGUCUUGAAGGGGCAUAUUGACUUUGACUCAGACCCAUGGCCAUUAAUUUCAGAGAGUGCCAAAGAUCUCAUUCGAAGGAUGCUUUCAUCCCAUCCUAAAGAACGCUUGACUGCUCAUGAAGUGUUAUGUCAUCCUUGGAUCUGUGAAAAUGGAGUUGCUCCUGAUAGAGCCCUUGAUGCAGCUGUACUCACUCGUCUCAAGCAGUUCUCGGCAAUGAAUAAACUAAAAAAGAUGGCUCUACGGGUCAUAGCUGAAAGCCUAUCAGAGGAAGAGAUUGCUGGUUUGAAGGAAAUGUUCAAGUCUAUGGACACUGAUGGCAGUGGUGCAAUAACGUUUGAUGAACUCAAAGCAGGUUUAAGAAGAUAUGGCUCGACCAUGAAGGAUACAGAGAUACGUGAUCUUAUGGAUGCGGUAAGAUGGUUUCUGAGGUCUCCUUACCUUUCCACCUUCAUUUGCUGCAAACUACUAGCAUUGAUUUGCCUGGAAAUGUCUAUUAAUGAUUUUCAGGCUGAUGUGGACAAUAGUGGAACCAUUGACUAUGGUGAAUUCAUAGCUGCGACAAUCCAUCUCAACAAAUUGGAACGUGAGGAACAUCUUGUUGCGGCAUUCAGGUACUUUGACAAGGAUGGAAGCGGUUACAUCACAGUGGAUGAGCUUCAGCAUGCAUGUGCCGAGCAGAACAUGACUGAUGUUUUCAUUGAGGAUAUAAUCAGAGAAGUUGAUCAAGAUAAUGAUGGACGGAUUGAUUAUGGUGAAUUUGUGGCGAUGAUGCAAAAGGGUAAUGCAGGAAUUGGUAGACGAACAAUGAGGAACAGUCUAAAUUUGAGCAUGAGGGAUGCACCUGGUGCUCAAUAAUGCACCGUGACACCACUUGUACAGGUACUCUAGCAAACUUGGGAGAAGUAUACUGGAUAGGGGUGUUCUUCAUUUUAGCCGGUGCAUGUAAUCUUGGAUGUAUUCUGACUGGAGGUGAUAUUAGCAGGCAGUAGAGAAGAUGGGCUGGGAGAGAGCACAUGACAGGAGACACAAAGCACCCAUUUUUCGUUUCCCGGCCUGAUACUGUUAAAAAAAAGAAGCAAAAUUUAGAUUGGAGGCCCUGCAGUCGGGAGCUGGAAUUUGCGAUGGUUUGGCUUGGCUUGGCUUGGAUGGAGACAUGCAUGCAUAAUAAUCUGGAUUGAUGGGAGACAGUAAAAAGAAAGAAUGGUUAUAGAAACAGGUUGUUGAUGCAUUUUGUAAACUUGAGUUUGAAUUGAAGAAGUAAUGCUACUGCUACGGCCCUCCUCGCUCUGCAUUUGUUGUUUCUGCAAGUAAUGCAAUUGUUGUUUCCCCCUAGUUUCUUUGUAUUUUAUUUCAUCUUCACUUUUCCCCUGCAUGUGUUUUCUGUAUCUGGGUUCUUGUUUUCUGGGGUUUUUUUGGUAGAACAUCAUGUGAAAUUGUAGUAUCCACUGGCGAGGGGUUUUGAUGAGAAAGAGUGUGUGCUCGCGCACCCUGUCGCUGCGAUUUGUCCUUUGUAUUAUUUUUUUGGGAGCAUUGCAGUUUCUUGUGGAUGAAGUAAUGUGUCACAUCCUCAAAGAAGCAUUUUUCAUUGGCGGAUAGAACCCUGUGAAGGCUAAUCCUGCUGCUGAUAUCUGCCCCUUAAAACACUCAUCCCUUGUAAUUUUGGUAGUAAGGUUGUAAUGUUUAAUUAAAACGACUUGGGUUCAUAUAUUGCGGACUCUUCUUCUGUACAUAAAAGAACACAGCUGCAUCCGCAUUUUAGUUUGUAACAGUUACACUUGAAAAUGAGCUAUCCCAAUUCAAUACAAUACCGGCUCGAAUCUUCCAACUGUAUAAACUCAUUCGUAAAUGCAGCCUGCAAGCGAGAAAGGUAAAGGCAGCACUGUCACUACCGUGUCAAGGCGAGCUGGGUGCUUGAUCACCCUCCAAAACUGCAGUUUCCUGUGCCAAUCUAACUUCCUGCAGUGUGGCGUCAGGUGCAAUGAGGGAUGUACAAGUAACAGCUUUACCAUCAUCAAACAGCCAUCCAACUUCGCACCAAUUUUCUUUCACUGCAUACCAAAUUUGCUUCGGUAGCAAUACAACGCCGCCGCUCGCAUCUCUAACCAGGCUCUCCUUCUCCAAGCUGCUGCUGUCAUUGCCAUCACUUAGUUGCUGAAUCAAACCGUUGGGUUGGUGAUGAUGCUGGAAAGCAGCAACGGCGGUGGGUCCUCGGCGCCAGGGAAAGCCGAGCAGCUUGGCAGGAUCGAGUGGCGCAGUGGCGGCGAAGGCGGUGUCCCUGAUUGCACACCCGCCCAAUUGGUCGCCGUUCCUGAACGGCCCGUACCACUGCUCCCUGAAAACCCUGAUUCCUGCCACUUCCAGCGAGAUCGUCGGAUUUUCGUCGGAAGGGCGUACAAGAUUGAGAGCGAGGAGGAUCCUGACUCGGGACUCCCGAUCUUGCGGAUUGACGAAGCAAUUCUCCAGCUCCAGCUUAUUGGGGGCAGCAGCGGCACCAGGCCAGGCAGCGACGUACGACCCGCUGGAAUGGUAAGCGAAGGCGGAGGCGGAGGACGCAGCUCUCUCGUCGGAGGUGUAGCGGGUGGCAGCGUCGGCUUCGCAGCCGACGGUGGGGAGGAGCUUGAUGGUGGUGUAGGAGAGGGUGCGAUCGGGUUCGGGCGAGGGUCGGGCGAGGGUGGGGCACUGGGUCUGCCAGUCGUGGACUUUGACCUCCCACUCUCUGUACGCCUCGGGGACGACGGAUUCGGGGAGCUCGAUCGGGGCUCCUUGUGGGGUGAAGUCCGCUGCGAAGCCGUCCCACUCGCCGGACACACGGUCGGCGAAUUCGGGCCAAUCGUCGGAGAUCGGGGUUAGGGUUUGAAGGUCGCCGGCGGGAAUUGGGGUUGCGUUCGUAACAAAUGAAUUGUUGGAAUUGUGGAUGAGGGUGGUGGGGAAAAGGAUCGGCGUUGGACGGAAGGAGGAGGCACGGCCGUGAACAAUCGGGCGGAGACUGUGAAGUGGGAAGGCGGGUGACGGGAAGAGUGUUGGGUUCUGGGAGUUGAGGGCGAUGAAGGUGGUGCCAGGUAGGGAGGAAGAAGGGAGCAAGGCCAUCAUCGGGUAUUUUACUCUUUUCUCCUGCUUCCUUUACUGUUUGGCCUCCGGUUAUGUUGCUCUGUCGCCGGUGACAGUCAGAUUGUAGGGUGGGAAUGAUCCGUCCUUU
Linum tenue is the source of this 4788-nucleotide messenger RNA. The record is from the annotation of a GenBank genome assembly. NCBI's taxonomy places the organism in Eukaryota, Viridiplantae, Streptophyta, Magnoliopsida, Malpighiales, Linaceae.